UUGUUUUUGUUAAAUAGAAUUCCAAUGUCAAGUUUAAAAUCAAAUUCAAACACUUUUAAAACUUAUGCAAAUCACAUUCCAAAUCAAAUGUAUCGUCGCAGGCUCUUCCAAAUUAUUCAAAAAUGGAGAAAGUCUAUUAGGGGUUCACCAUGUGCCAAAUUGCUGUUGCCCAGAUUCAAAACUUCGAAUCACCAAAAAAAAUUUGACCCAAUUAGCUGUAUUGAGCGCAUAUGGUUUGAACCAAUGCCAAGAGACUCCCCUUGGGUCAAACCUGUGCGCUUGAAAUACAUUGAAAAUGAAAAGGAAAAAUACACGGAUCUCAUUAAGACAAAAGAUGGAGUCAUGGUGGUACUAUUUAACAUAACUCGUAAGAAACUUAUUGUUGUGCGCCAGUUCAGGGGUGCCGUAUAUCAGGGAAUUUAUACAAGUGGCAAGGACGCUGCACCAAAAGGAGAGGCAGAUCUGGAAAAGUUUCCCCCGGAAAUAGGAAUCACUUUGGAAUUAUGUGGCGGGGCUGUGGAUAAGGACAUGAGCCUGGUGGAAAUAGCCAGAGAGGAAGUUCUAGAGGAGUGCGGCUACGAUGUACACCCGGAUUCCAUACAGCUCGUUUUCUACUACAGAUCGGGUAUUGGGACCUCCAGCGGAAGGAUGGCCAUGUAUUACUGCGAGGUGUGCGAUGAACAGAAGAUUACCAAUGGUGGCGGAGUGGAAAACGAAGUCAUUCAGGUGGUGGAGCUGUCUCUAAGUGAGGCGGCAAAAUUGGUUCAGACGGGAGCCACGACUAAUGGUGGACCUACUUUUUUGCUAGCGCUCGUGUGGUUCUUCCUCAACAAAGCUUCUGCAUAUACUUAGGUCCUAUUUAUUAAAUAGUAUUAAAUAUUUUUUUAAUUUUUUAAAA
Messenger RNA from Drosophila ananassae, 898 nucleotides. Its product is annotated as uridine diphosphate glucose pyrophosphatase NUDT14. Gene Ontology annotation, biological process: ribose phosphate metabolic process; nucleoside phosphate metabolic process. Gene Ontology annotation, molecular function: metal ion binding; UDP-sugar diphosphatase activity. The transcript has a single exon. NCBI's taxonomy places the organism in Eukaryota, Metazoa, Arthropoda, Insecta, Diptera, Drosophilidae. Bases 25 to 852 code for a protein of 275 amino acids. The record is from RefSeq and is a predicted model, not a curated record.